Molecule: messenger RNA, 831 nt
Organism: Penicillium odoratum
Lineage: Eukaryota; Fungi; Ascomycota; Eurotiomycetes; Eurotiales; Aspergillaceae
Product: gamma-glutamylcyclotransferase
Exons: 6
Coding region: 1-831 (276 amino acids)
Biological process (GO): glutathione catabolic process
Cellular component (GO): cytoplasm
Molecular function (GO): gamma-glutamylcyclotransferase activity; glutathione specific gamma-glutamylcyclotransferase activity
Source: RefSeq, a predicted model, not a curated record
AUGGCCGCUGCUUUACAGGGUCACCAGGUACAUCCUGAGGGCCGUACAUGGAAAACCCAUUUUCCGAAGGGAGAUCUCUGGGUAUUUGGAUAUGGGAGUUUGAUCUGGAAACCACCCCCACACUACGACCAACGAGUCCCGGGCUACAUCAGUGGAUACGUGCGGCGCUUCUGGCAGAGCGAUCCAAAACUGACCUUCGCGCGCGUGGCGUUCUAUUUCCAGGCUAGUACCGACCACCGAGGAACACCCGAACAGCCGGGUCGGGUGGUUACUGUGAUCGAACGACAGUUCUGGGAGACUUUGGAUGACCCGCUGGCUCAAUUGGAAUCCGAGUCCGACUCUACUGGCAAGGUAUGGGGCGCGGCGUAUCAUAUUCCCGCUACACACGCUGAGGAAGUACACGACUACCUUGAUGAGCGUGAAAUAGACGGGUACAGUGCUCAUUACACUCCAUUCUAUCCUGUCUCGGGGGACGGGUCUACGGGUGAACUUCCUGGGCAAGAUCUCAUCUGCAUGGUGUAUAUUGGACAGCCUACGAAUCCACAAUUUCUGCGCGAAGAGGCGCAGCGGGAGCCGCAGGAUGUGGCGCAGGUGAUCAGUGCGGGACAUGGGCUUAGUGGGAAGAAUACAGAGUAUCUUUACCUGUUGGAGAAGGCAUUGGAGGGGAUUGGACUUGGGUCUGCGGAUGUUCACGUUACUGAUUUGGUGAAGAGAGUUAAGGCGAUUGAGGCGGAUGGUGAGGGAGAGAGGGAGGAGAGGGAGGCGGAGAUAGAAGUGGAGCAUUCCUUGGCUUCUCAUGAGCAGGUUGCGAAGGGUGAUAACAUUGAGUGA